AUGGAUCCUGAAGACGCCAAACCUGAGUCGUCUGAGGCACCUUCAGGGAACUUGAAACAACCAGAGACUGCUGCAGCCCUGGCAAGUAGCGGCAGCGUAGUGAGUUCUGUACCCAAGGCACAGCGCAACAUAGCAAAGACCGCACCCCGGAAGCACCCCGCAGUCUCAAUUCGCAGUGCGCAGUCCGCAGCCGCCGCACGUCCCCAAGGCAGUGAGGGCACCGCACCCUCAAGGAAAGCCACCAGACGCCCACCCCCAAAGCCCACACUCCCACCCCCAACGCCCUCUGCACACACUGAAUCCAAACUCUUAAAUGAGACGGCGAUCAAAGAGCAUGCGGAGGGCCGAGCCAAAGUCCCGUACAAAUUCAGGGACAGCCUCAAGCGUUUCUCCUUCUCGCCCACUGGAAUGUUGAAGAUCCUGAGAAUGAGUCUUAUCAUAGGAGCAUUAGCUUGUUUCAUCAUCGCCCAAGCCAAUGAGUCAUUUAUAACAAUCACAAGUCUGGAAAUCUGCAUCGUCGUUUUUUUUAUUCUAAUAUAUGUGCUAACCCUUCACCACUUGCUGACCUAUUUACAUUGGCCCUUACUUGAUCUUACCAACAGUAUCAUUACAGCUGUGUUCCUUUCAGUAGUUGCCAUCUUGGCCAUGCAAGAAAAGAAAAGAAGGCAUUUAUUCUAUGUCGGGGGGUCCCUGUGUCUCACAGCGGUAAUCGUGUGUUGCAUCGAUGCGUUUGUGGUCACCAAGAAGAUGAGGACUAACUUGAAAAGAUUCCUGGGAGUCGAAUUUGAAAGCAAGCUUUCCCCCGCCAAAGACGCCUACCCCGAAACCGGCCCCGACGCCCCGCAGAGGCCCGCCUGAAGCCAGCCCCGCGCGCUAUCAGAUGAACGUGUCUGUCGAAUCGCUGCCUCCGAGCCCACCCCCGAGCUCGCAUGCUGUCACCCAUUCCAGCCUAAAUGUGACCAUAAAAUUAGGGCUGCUGCUUUUAUCGCGAA
Molecule: messenger RNA, 992 nt
Organism: Symphalangus syndactylus (siamang)
Lineage: Eukaryota; Metazoa; Chordata; Mammalia; Primates; Hylobatidae
Gene: CMTM1
Product: CKLF like MARVEL transmembrane domain containing 1
Cellular component (GO): membrane
Source: RefSeq, a predicted model, not a curated record